Molecule: messenger RNA, 285 nt
Organism: Adineta ricciae
Lineage: Eukaryota; Metazoa; Rotifera; Eurotatoria; Adinetida; Adinetidae
Source: the annotation of a GenBank genome assembly
AUGAAAACAAUUUGGGGUUUUUCGUUGACGAUUUCAAACAUGAAACUUCUCUUCGCCAUCUUUGCUUUGAUCUGUGCCAUCUUUGUACAGAAAUCAUCAGCUGCACCUGUUGAAAGUGACGCGGGUGACUCGCGUCUCUUUGGUAUUAUUCCAAACAUGAACUGUUUCAUUCAAUGUGUUCAACCAGUUGGAGCAGAAAGUGCCGAUGUUGACGAUGCUGAAAAAGUUCGUGGUCUCCUUGCUAACUAUGCUAAUGCUUGGGAUUGUAUUAAACAAUGCAGUUAA